This is a messenger RNA of Rhipicephalus microplus (southern cattle tick), 501 nucleotides long. RefSeq lists its product as uncharacterized. The record is from RefSeq and is a predicted model, not a curated record. NCBI's taxonomy places the organism in Eukaryota, Metazoa, Arthropoda, Arachnida, Ixodida, Ixodidae.
AUGGGCCCUUUUGAACGUGCACCGGCCGACUGUCGAUUUGUCAUCGUGGUAGUGGACUACUUCUCCAGAUGGCCAGAGAUUGCGUUCUGCAGUGACAUCACUUCUCGCAAGGUGAUCAACUUUCUGCUCGCUGUCUUUGCGCGAGAGGGUUACCCGACUGAACUAGUCUCAGAUCAUGGCCGACAGUUUACGUCGAGUGAAUUCGAGUGCUUCCUUGCAGACAGGGGCAUCAAGCAUUUCUUCUCGACAGUUUACCACCCUCAAGCCAAUGGCUUAGUGGAAAGAUUCAACAGGGCCUUGAAAUCGUAUAUACAACCAGCUCUCCUAGAGCAGCGACCAAUCAAGACCACAGUUAUAAAGUACCUGGGUAUUUACCGAGCCACACCCUACAGCGCCAAUGGCAUCUCUCCAGCAGUGUUUUCUUCAUGGCCGCCACAUGAGGACAUCAUUAAAUGUUGUUGGCCAGCCAUCAGUGGAUUUCGGCACCCAUACUGCCCGUGA